AAUCGAGAACCUUUGGAAACAAAGGAGUGACGUCACAUAGGUAAUAAACAAAUGCAUUUGCAGGUUCAACGGAUUUGACACCGAGCAACCGAACUUUUCAUAUACUGCUGAGAUCGAUAGAAUUGAAAUUGAACAGUACAAGAUGGGAUUAUGCCCGGCAACUGUAUCUUUUGCAACCGUUUUGGCAGUAGUUUGCAUUUCUAGCGAAGGUAAGCGAACAAAGAAUUGAAUGUUUUGCAUUUUGUAAUCGAGACUGGAGUGGUUUACUCGUGAUUAGCUGAAAGAUACGAAGGGCUGCGGUUGAAAUUCCAGUAAUGAAACAAUCCAACCGGCUUCAAGCCGUUAUUAAGACACAGGUUAUAAUUUUUUUGCUGUGAAAUACAAACACAGAUGGUAGAUUGUAACAUCAAUAACUGUGAUGCAUUAUUUAGGAACGUCUUGUUGUUAGAGCUUAAAUAAAACUGCUCGGAACCUCGUGCGACGGGGAACCGAACUUUCUAGUACAGAUCGAAUUAAUAUGGAAUUCUUGCCAGGCUUGACUAAAGAGAUCAACUUCUUGUUAUAUCAAGAACAGUGGCUUUUAAGUGACACAUCUGUAUUCCAGUUAGAUGUUGUCAUUCUGUCCGCUUGCAGUGCCGUUAAACCUCAUUCCGAAGUCAGCCAUCGUUUUGCGAGUACGAAUGAGGUGUUUAAUUAACGAGUAGGUGACUUUCGAGAAUUGAGGAGACAAGUCGCAAAUCGUUAGCAAUGGCUUCGACCGGUAGCUUCUUCGACGUUCAUUUAAUCCGACACAAUCACCAAAAAGCAAAAGAAUGAUAGUUAUUGAAAUUAGUCGGAGGGAAUUAUUUCUCUUGCUUUUAGUUCUCUACACUUUAAUCAUGUUUGAGAGCGCUAUGCUUCAGACCUCUCUUUAGCACUGAGUUCUGAGGCACUCAAUUUAUAUUUCAGUGGGUUUGUCACGCUUAAAUCGGGAAAGAAAUCUUGAAGUUUGUGAGAGAACACGGUGGUUGAAAGCGAGCUGUUGUGAAAGCUUAUUUGCAUUUUCCGCAACUGUUCGCUGCGAGACUUCUUUUCGAAUUAGUUCAAAACAAAAUUCUAAACUGAUAAACACGAUAGUUGUUGAUUUAUCAACACCGUUCAGCAAGGAGAGAUAACAAUUCGACCAACGUAACCUGUAUUGUUACAAUUAAUCAAUUUGUGAACGAAAAAAAACGUUUUUAAAAACUCCUCAUCAAAAUAAGAAAGGCGAUCGCGUUGUCGAAAACAUCACUUGAUUUUAUUAGAAAUCAACUUUCCACUAAGCCUAUUACUGAUAACGGUUUUAGCGUUGAUCGAUUUGGUCAGAUAGAUUCUGGAUCAAUCCGGAUAACAACGAUGUAUUUUCAGAACAGGCAGGGUUUCUAACUAUUCUUUCACAUUUAAAACCAAUAUCAGACAGUUGGAACCCCAAGAGAUCUCCUACAUUGAUGAAACGUAUGGAAAUUUCACUCACAUUGAACAAUUGUUUCUUUGUGUCCUCAUCCGUUGGAAACAAAGCUGUUUUUUAAGGCAUUACGCCUUUCAAGUCAUAGAGAUUGCGAAAAGCGAUUUUCCGAAGAAAUCAGCGAGGUAAUAUGAAGAAUUGCAAAUGAUUUAAAGUCAAUGUAAUUAAGCUUUAUUGCGAGGCGUCGUUCGAUUUUCUUUUGAUAAAGGAAAAAUAAAAAUUGAUCAAAAUUCAACAAAAUUGUUUUGACUGGCUGACCACAUUAUCUGUUGUUCCAGAGAAAUGAGGCGGUAUUGUCUGAGUAGAGGCAAGUGAAAUGUUACUUGAAAACUUCAACGACUACCGUUCUUAGUAUGCUUCUCUGGAAGGAACCUUUUUAACAACAGCAUUUGCUGACCAUUUGUAGUUUAAACGGGUUGAAAGGCCAUUUUAAAACCAAGAAAAUAAGAGUGUUUUUUGUAGAUCGGAAAUGGACUUUAAUGACAAUUCACCCGGAGGCGACAAAAGACGAUUCAUGUGUGAUAUCUUACUCUUAAGAAAACUAAAUGAUUUUCUGCAUUCUUACAUCUCACAACCUUAAGUUUCCGGGCUGUUUUAGCAGUAAGUAUUAUGAAAUACAAGUGCGGAAAAUGUCGGCUGAACUUCGUCAUUGAAAUUUAUUAAAAGCACUCUUUUACUGGCUUGGUGUGGCUUAAACUCUACCAGAAAGUUUCAGUAACGUCCUUUUUUAAAAACCCUUCGUAUUUUCAAAAGAAAGUUUCGCUGACAUGCUUUUUUAAAAACCCUUCGUAUUUUCAAAAGACGAGGCUUUUUUUAAAUUAAUUUGAUUAGCACUCAUGAGCGUUAAACCAAUUAGUCAGCUGCUGAUCUCAGGAAGGUUCUCCGCACUUUGUGUUUUUCUCAUACUGACUGCUUAGUAAGAGAAAUUUGAAGAGAUGUCUUUCGUUCAGAAAGGACGCUUGAUCAUUUGUCAAUAAAACGAUACUAAAUUGAUUUUAUUUGUGACAUUUUAGUGUUCGCUGCGGACCCUUUGUACUGCUUCAGUUGCCAUGGAUAUGAUAAAGAUAGUCUCACCAAGUGUAAAGACAGAAAGGAUAAUGAAUUGUUCGUUAGAAAGUGCACCACAAACUCGUCGCUUCUGCCGGCCUGUCUCAAGUACACUGCCUAUUACAAGAUUCCACAGAUGAUGGGUAAACAACUCAAAAUGGUCGAGUCCGCCGUGCACGGUUUACACUGUGGAACACUGGCAAUGUGUGCAAGGAGUGAAUGCCCGAAUUUCUGGCCAAAGGAUCUCUCUGCUAAAAAAUGUGAAGUAAGUUGCUGUACAAACAAACCCUGUUCAUUCCCGAUGCCGAAUAAAUCGGAAAUUAAUAGAUAUGAGCAGCGAGAGGCUGUGAAGGGUAACGCGGCAGCUCUUGGGGUCCAGAGUGGAAAGAGAAGUAGUGGUGUAACCAGAAUCUCGGUGUCCUUGUGGAUACAAGGCGUGGUUCUCGCUUUUGCUACGUGGCUUAAGGCUUAAAGUUUUUAACGCGAAGUAAUUUGUAUGCCAAGUGCAAGCAAUUAAGAGGCCGUUCAUAUCAUGUUUUCAUCAGUGGUAGUUAUAUUUAAAUACUAAAGCUGGCACUUACUCUGGAAGAUCUAACUCUUUAUUUCCUCUCGAGAAAGAGGACAUUAUCAUGAACAGAAGUAAUACAUAAUUGACGUAUACUGAACGCUUGACUAUCAUGAGACACUCCAUAUCUGAAGUAAUUUUGGCUUCACCACAAACAGUCCAAACGAAAGCAGCUCGGGAUGUGCUGCCCAAAGGAACUGGGUUUGAUGCUUCAAACACGCUUCACAGAUACGUUACCUGUUAAUAAUGUUCCUGAAGUUAUCGAUGGCCCGACCACUGGAUGAAAAAAGCAGUCAUGUUUAUGUAUAGUUCGUCUCAGUUUGCGAAACUUUAUACCGAAUCAUUACAAUCUUAGUUUAGUCACACCUUCUGUAGCUAUAUACUAUUUAUAUAUAUGAGGGUCAGGAUUUGACUUGGCACAUUCUUUUGUAACACGUCUGUAAAGUAUCAUUUUAUACCCAUCAACAAAUCGUUUCCUGUUUUAUAAAUACUCGACGCAAAUUGGAGUGUCGCUGAACAAUUCUCACCUCACUGACAGUCAAAUUUUACCUCACUUUCUUAUGUACAACAGAGACGUUUAUUCAAUUUUGUUUUAGGGUAAAGAGUAACUGAUGGCAUAAAGUGUCUCUAAACAAACACCUUUUUCGUGCAGAUACAACAUGUUCCCUUGGGAAUACAUGCCUGAGAAUACUCGAACAGGAAAUCAUAAGAUUUAUUGGAAUGUGUUACCAAACACAAAGUUAUUUUCAACUCUUACAUCAAUUCCAUUUCUUGUUCUUGAUGAAUGCAAACAUGCCUACAAUAAUGUGUACUUUGGCUUGGUAAGAUGUCUUUUAUUUACAUCAGGUCGGGAAGUGACCUAUAUAUGUGUUUUCGUCAAUUUCAAAAUACUUGUUUAUUGACCUAAACUUGUAAGUGAGUAGAAUAAAACGGAUGUUAUUGCUUUUUUCGGAAAAGAAAACUCGAAAACAUCUGCUCAACGAAGGAAGAGAAUUUUAAGAAUUCUUCAAUAGCCGACCGGUUAAUGCAAAUCUAAGUAACAAACAUUCGCUUUGAGGAAGGGCAAACGCCCGAAAUAUCAGCUUUGAAACUCUUUACAGUGGCCAAUUUAAGUUAUCAACUCAUUUGAUAAUACUAAAUUACCCUGUUAUACUCUCCUACCGACCACGCAGCUCUACAGUUUCCUUAGAAUCUUACCCCCUUUAGAGAAGAUUAUUUUCACUUCGUAUAGCAUCUGCUGGUUCUGCCGCUGUAAAGACUUGUGUUGUAAUGGAAACGGAGUUUUUUAAUAUUGAUUUAUCUAAGAAACAUUUCCUUUUAGUUGUAUGAAUGAGUAUUAGCUGUAGUGCCUCUCUGAUAUGGCUUGCAAAUGUUUUGAUCAGAAUGUAUCUUGUUUUGCAGAAAAACGUUCAUCAUGUUAAUCAUUUCACAUAUGUGUAUAUGUAGAUAUUUUUUUUUAAAGACUUUGGCCGAGCAUCGCCGUGAAGUAGAAUAAAAAGAAUCAUUUUUUGUCUCAGUAUCUGGUCGUUUCUGAUGUAGAUUGUGGUGUUUCGACUGCGUAUCGAUCUACAUCACAGGUGAUCAAGAGUGGGACGAUCAUUCACUACGUAGCCGAUAAAUUUCACAAGUAUAAUGUAUUUUGACAUCUAAGCUAGAUUUGUGCAACACAAGCUGCAACUUGAUUCUUUAUUAAAAUAAAAUGUUUUGAGGAGAACUGUUGUAGCUGCUUGAUAUU
This is a messenger RNA of Pocillopora meandrina, 4830 nucleotides long. NCBI's taxonomy places the organism in Eukaryota, Metazoa, Cnidaria, Anthozoa, Scleractinia, Pocilloporidae. The record is from the annotation of a GenBank genome assembly.